Molecule: messenger RNA, 576 nt
Organism: Protopterus annectens (West African lungfish)
Lineage: Eukaryota; Metazoa; Chordata; Ceratodontiformes; Protopteridae
Gene: RBX1
Product: ring-box 1
Exons: 5
Coding region: 68-394 (108 amino acids)
Biological process (GO): protein ubiquitination; ubiquitin-dependent protein catabolic process
Cellular component (GO): cullin-RING ubiquitin ligase complex; nucleus
Molecular function (GO): ubiquitin protein ligase activity; cullin family protein binding; zinc ion binding
Source: RefSeq, a predicted model, not a curated record
UUUCCGAAAUUUGGGGGUUGGCUGUAGCUAAACGCAUGCGCAACAUCUUGCCAGUACCGGUCUCAAGAUGGCAGCCGCAAUGGAUGUUGAUGCACCUAGUGGAAGUAACAGCGGAGCAAGUAAAAAACGAUUUGAGGUUAAAAAGUGGAAUGCAGUAGCACUAUGGGCCUGGGAUAUUGUGGUGGAUAAUUGUGCCAUUUGCAGAAAUCACAUUAUGGACCUCUGUAUAGAGUGUCAAGCAAAUCAAGCCUCUGCCACAUCAGAAGAAUGCACUGUUGCGUGGGGAGUCUGCAAUCAUGCUUUUCACUUUCAUUGCAUUUCUCGAUGGUUGAAGACUCGGCAAGUGUGUCCACUGGAUAACAGAGAAUGGGAAUUCCAAAAGUAUGGCCACUAGAAGCAAUUUGUGACUAGACUACAUCCAGUAAGAGUAUCCAGUAUGAGAAAACUGUGGUUUAUGGAGCAUUUCUAAACACUUGAGCAUUCAUCACUUGCAUAUGUUUGUUUUCAUUGCAAACAUUUACAUUGUGCUUUGUUUGUAUUGCUGUUGAAUUGCAUUUAUUAAACUGAUCAACUCUU